Osmia bicornis bicornis is the source of this 2060-nucleotide messenger RNA. Its product is annotated as chitinase-3-like protein 2. The transcript has 6 exons. Gene Ontology annotation, molecular function: chitin binding; chitinase activity. Bases 482 to 1843 code for a protein of 453 amino acids. Gene Ontology annotation, biological process: chitin catabolic process; carbohydrate metabolic process. Gene Ontology annotation, cellular component: extracellular region. The record is from RefSeq and is a predicted model, not a curated record. Lineage: Eukaryota; Metazoa; Arthropoda; Insecta; Hymenoptera; Megachilidae.
AUCAUUUAAUAAUUAGUGCUACUAAUAUUGAUACAUAUUUUAAAAUUAUCUUAAAAGUUAUAAAUAGAUAUCAUAUGGGUAGCCAAAAUAAUAGAGUAGAACUGAUAAGCUUGUUAUUUCUGAUAAUUUUGAACGCUCUUAAUUUUUUUAUACAGUUGUUAAAAAUUUCAAAAAUAUAAAUUGUUUUCCAUUGUAUGCUUUUUUUAGUUAACUUAAUAUGACACAAAGCUAUUAAUUGCUUUGUUAUUCACUUAAAUAUUUAUUUGGUCUUUGAUUUAGAUGUUCAUGCUUAUUAUUUUAAAUAUAAAAUUAUUGUUGUAAUAUUUACAUAAAAAAAGAUUGUACGUAAAAUAAUCAGAAAACAAUUGCCUUAUCUAAAAAUAGUUUUAGAUAUCUUUGAAUAUUUUGUGUAUUGUUUUCUUGUUAUUUUUGUUUUAAAGUUCUUUUUCUCUAAUAUAUACCUAUUUCUUUGUGUGCUGAAAUGUAUGAACCUCGUUGGAAAUCACAAAUCUUGUGCCUUUUACUAGUGUCUCUAGUGUUUGCAAUUCUCUUUGUAUCACGUGCCUGGAUAGGAAUUGUGAUUCUCCGCUCUUCAAGAGCUGAAACUUUUGAUACAGAGACAUUAGUAGACAAUGCCAAGAUUGCUACGUGGUUACGUCGGGCUCGGAUGUACGCCGAGUCGACGAAGGAGAACCAGAAUGCGGACAGGAACAACAGUAUCAGUUCGCCACAACGCUACAGCACCAACUCCUCAGGGCAGAUCCUUGUCUGUUAUUACACCAUACAGAGCAACCUGAACACGUUCUGGGAGCUCAGUCCGUCGCACGUUGACCCUAAUCUUUGUACGCAUAUUAUCGUGGGUUUUGCGAGCGUGGUGAACUGCAGUCUCGAUCUGGGCAGUAAUUCAUCAAUUUACAAGGAUAUUCUUGCCUUGAAAAAGCUGCAACCUGAAUUAAGGGUCAUGAUUAGUGCUGGUGGCAGUAAUGAGCUCCACUUAGGUUUCUCAGAAAUGGUAAAAAAUCAUCUUAAUAGGAAAAGAUUUAUAAAGUCAGUAUUAAACGUAACAAAAACAUUUGGUUUUGAUGGAUUAGACUUAGAUUGGGAAUUUCCAGCAUGGCUUGGAGCUGAUGAUAGAGAAAAGAUUCAUUUCAUACAACUAUUAGAAGAAUUGCGAAAAGAAUUUUACCGAGCCAAAGAAUCAUUAAUUCUUUCUGUUGCAGUAGCUGCUCCACAGGCUAUUGUUGAUCAAAGCUAUGAUGUUGUAGAGAUGGCAAAGUAUGUAGAUUUUGUGAACUUAAUGUCAUAUGAUUACCAUUUUUAUGUUUGGUAUUAUCCAAUAACUGAUCUCAAUGCACCACUAUAUCCACGCCUUGCUGAGUCUGGGUAUCUUUCCACUUUGAAUGUUAACUUUUCCACCCAAUAUUGGCUUUCCAAAGGCAUGCCCAGGGAAAAGUUGAUCAUUGGAAUUCCUACUUAUGGUCAUUCCUAUAGGCUGGAUAAUCCACUGAAUCGUGGUUUACUUGCCCCUGCAAAUGGGUUUGGUAAACUAGGCAAAAUGGGUUUUGUUUCUUAUUAUACUGUAUGCCAGUUUCUUCACGAUGGUGCGAAGAGUGUUUUUGAUGAUGAAAGCAAAGUUCCCUAUGCUUAUAAAGACAGAGAAUGGAUAUCAUAUGAUGAUGUUACAAGCGUUUAUUACAAGGCGGAAUGGAUUCGUGCAAAUAAUUUUGGAGGGGCAAUGAUACUAUCCUUAAAUGUUGAUGACUGGAAUAAUACAUGUAAAUUCAAUGAAACGUUUCCUUUAACCCGUACUGUUACCAAAGUUCUCAGGUAUCGAGAAUAUUAAUGGUUGUAUUAUUUAAUUGUCACCUACAUUCCUGUAAACGUUGCAUUUUCAGAAAAAUAUGUAGUUAACUUUUAGUAUAUUGUAUAUGUAUUUAUAAGUCCUAAAGGUUUUUGCAAUAUAAAAUGCUUUAGAUUAUUGAAAAUCUAGUGCAAAGUUUCAAUUUCAAAUAAUAAACAUGUUAAAUUAAUUCUUUUAAAUUAAAAGUUAGUUAAUUAAA